UCUGCGGCAGCGCGCGGAUAGCGGAACCGAGUUGAGGAAGUCGGCCUGGUCUUCCCUUGCGUCCUCUCACAGUCUCGCUUCCCAGCUUGCACCUUCAGGGCGCAGCCGCGAAGGGGUUAAGCGAUCGAAGGACUGUGGGCGGGGGAGGCGGCCGGCUGUCAGGAGGGAGCAUGUGCAGUUUGCAUUGAAACCGCAUCCACGCUAUGGGUCCUCUUCAUUGGCACAGUUGAUCUUCAGCCGCGGCGGCGGAGCGGCUACAAAAGGAACAGCUGCCGGCGCUCGGAUCCGUCCAUGGAGCUAAGGCGGAUGAAGUGCUGCUGAGCGGAUAUCAUCCGCGCCGCUGCGGUGAGCAGGCACCUGCGCCGGGGCUCUCCUUGCCCACCGUCCCGCUCCCCAGCGUCACCCGCCGGGAAUUGUACGUGGCCAGACAUGCCCAUGAAUGUGGAGGAAUCUAGGCAGAGUUCCUGCUGGGGACUGUGCCGAAGGAUGGCAGCUGCAGAACCUUUGACUGCUUUCUCCCGCUGGUAUUUAUAUGCCAUUCAUGGGUACUUCUGCGAGGUGAUGUUCACAGCUGCUUGGGAUUUUGUGGUCAACUUCAACUGGAAGUUCCCAGGUGUCACCAGCGUAUGGGCACUCUUCAUCUAUGGGACGUCCAUCCUUAUUGUAGAAAAGAUGUAUCUGUACCUGAAGGAUAAGUGUAACAUACUAGUGCGCUGCCUCAUUUACACCCUAUGGACGUAUCUCUGGGAGUUCACAACUGGCUUCAUUCUACGCCAGUUUAAUGCCUGCCCAUGGGACUAUUCACAGUUUGACUUGAACUUCAUGGGCCUCAUAACCCUGGAGUAUGCCAUCCCAUGGUUCUGUGCAGCAUUUAUCAUGGAACAGCUAGUCAUCAGGAACACCUUGCGUUUGCGUUUUGAUGAGAAUGCUGAACCAGGUAUACCCACAUCUGCUACAACCUUGGCCAAUGGUCAUGUGAAAACUAACUGAAUUGUACCUUAGACUAUACUAUGACCAAGCAAUCUCUCCUGCCCCCUUCAUUAGAGACCUAGGAUGACGGCCUCAACAACAAAACUCCUGUUCCUUUAUGAUAAACAAACCUCCUGGCUUUGGAGGUGUGCAUGAAAAAGUGGAAUCAGUAGGUUUUCUAUGAAUUUUAUUCUCUUUCUCUCUCUUGGUUCCUUUGUUUUUUAAACCGCAAGUACCAUUGUCAACUACCUGUUGACUAGAUAGUUUGACUUGUAACUUACUCUGAAAACAGUUCUAUGAUCAGUAGUUUAUUAUAUCUGGGAAAGAAAAAAACAAAAGGCUGGCCCAAAUUGUGCACAUAACGUUAGUAGAUUGGUACAGAUACCCCAGUUGACUUAGUGAUUGGCUUAUAUUCCAUUCAGGUGCUUGCUUGCAACCAAUACCUCCCAUGGGACCUGAGAUGCUGCAGAGUCAAGGAAAAAUCAGUACCUGUUGAAACAGCCCAACAAGGUGGCAGACUACCGUGGAGAUAGAAUUUGCCCUGUUGUGUGCUUUCCUUAAGGCUUUUUUAAGUUGCACCACAGUGUAUAAUAUUAUGGUGCUGGACAUCUUGCUGAAUUUCUAUAAAAAGAUUACUUUUUGAAUCAUUCAUUCUGAUGCUCACUAGAGAGUUUGUUUCCCACUCUCGUGUACCUAUUUUUAAAAUAAAGACCUAUUUUGCUGGAUAAAGUAAAUCAUUGCUGUACAACCUGCAUUAUAGAUAAGUAGGCAAAAGUGGGAGAGAAAUGGCUAAGUCAUCUCCACCUCCUAUUCUCACACCUUCUGGUGGAACUCAUCAGGAGGGCUGCUUCAGAUCUGAUUCUUGCUAACUCAUUGUGACUGUUUACAUCAUCAGAAUCUUCUCUGCUUCCUCCAUGGGGAAUUUUCUAUUCUCAGAAAUCCAAGGGUCUAUAAAUAUGGACCAUUGACGCCAUAUUGAAGUCUUGGUGUGAUGCCUGGAUUCAUUGGGAGUUGAAAUCCUGCAGGACAGACUCUUGAAAGGCCUGUGGUCAUUCUUUUUUGUGCUGAUCUUCUCCGUCCUCUGCCUUGGUGUUCUCAGUGUACAAAUGGUAGUAUUAGUGGUGUGGCAGUAUCUCUUCAUAAAGCUAUUUAUGAGCAACUGUUGAUGGUAUCUCACUGUUUCCCGGUGGGGAACUUUGAAGGAUGGUCCUUCAAGAUGUUUCAAGUGGGUGGAAAACCGUAUAAAAGGGCUGCAGAUAUUCUGGAGUCUGGGGCCAAAGUGAGUGCCCCAAGAGAAAUACGUGAUUUCCAGGGGCACCCAAAGAAGAACUAGUGAUGAACAAGAGGGGGCUUUUUCUGGCAGUCAUCAAAAGAAUCUGUUCUUUAUGUUCACAGAAUGCAAGACAAACAGAAAAAAAAGGGAGGGGGAGUUGCUUAAACUAAAUACAUCCAGUAGCUUUAAGAAGAUAUGCUAUCACUAGGCCUCCUGGACCAGAAAGAAGUCCAGAUAUCAUUUACAUAGAAUGGAAUGCACUGGGAUGGAAUUGCACCAGCAAUGGGAUAGGCUUGUACUGUUGUAUUAUUAUUAUUUUUUUGGUGGUGGUGGUACCACCUCUUUUCUUUUGUUUAAAAUGAGACUGUCUCAUUGUUUGGCAAACUGUUAAUUUUUAUCUACCUGGCAGUUAUUGUAUUGCGAACUCCCCUACCUGAUAGGUUAGGGCUAAUGUUUGAAGAACUCUCUGUCCCUGCACCGCCAGGGACUUCUGGGAUUUUUAGUCACAGCCCACCUGAUGGCAAUAGAUUUGGAAAAGCUGAGUUCUAUUCUAGGAGCAACGAAAAGGUCAAGCUGCCACCCUGAGUAAAUGUUAUGUGAUCAUGAUUAAGAAUGAAGGUAAUACUAACUUGCUUGGUA
This is a messenger RNA of Candoia aspera, 2881 nucleotides long. It is a transcript of the gene TMEM229B, whose product is annotated as transmembrane protein 229B. Bases 430 to 990 code for a protein of 186 amino acids. The transcript has 3 exons. The record is from RefSeq and is a predicted model, not a curated record. Lineage: Eukaryota; Metazoa; Chordata; Lepidosauria; Squamata; Candoiidae.